Parasteatoda tepidariorum (common house spider) is the source of this 1928-nucleotide messenger RNA. NCBI's taxonomy places the organism in Eukaryota, Metazoa, Arthropoda, Arachnida, Araneae, Theridiidae. The record is from RefSeq and is a predicted model, not a curated record.
AUGGGGGCGUGUGAGGAUAUUGUGGAAGGGACUCGAGAUGGAGGUGGGAAAGGAGGGGAAGGCAAUGACUUCGGGAGAAUGACAAUGUUUUAUGAAAGUGUCAAAUCUCAUACACUAUCUUUUAAUUCUGAAGAAGGUUCUGAACUGUCAAAAAUCUCCAAAUAUCCAUUUAAUCAGGCGGCUUCACACCAGAGAAAGAACAUUCUUCGCGAUAUUGACCAGGCAGGAUGGAAUGCGAUUUUAAUAACGAGUCAUACAUUCUUCCUCGUUGCAGGCUUGCGUCUAAUGGCUCUGGAGGUUCCGCAGCUCGUGGUGUCAGGAGAAGAGACGACAUUGACGUGCGUCUUUGACCUAGAAGACGACACACUUUACUCACUCAAAUGGUACAGAGACGACAUGGAGUUCUUCCGAUAUGUGCCCAGCGACAAACCCCCCAAUCAGUUCUUCCCGUUGCAGGGAUUAGAUAUAGACUUUGGUCGCUCGAGUAACGGAACGGUUUAUAUCAAGGGAGUGGAUGAAACAACGGCAGGGAACUACAAAUGCGAAAUAUCUGCAGAUUUACCAUCCUUUCAAACAGUAUCUGCGGAAAAGACGCUCACAGUAACAGUUGUAAAUGACAGUGCACGACUUCCAGACCCCAGUCUUCUAGCGGCGAGUUUCACACUCUUGUUCUUGUGCCAUUUCACCGUCUGGUGAUGAACUUUCAACCUCAUCCAGACUUUGAACAAUGUUUCUUUAGGGGACUGGAAAAAAAACACUUUUUUCCACCGUCUGUGUGUGCGUGCAUCUCAUUCUCUUGCUGGAACUUCCAAAGUGGCCUUCAUACACAGAAUGCUUAAGGACGUCUUUACGAACAGGAAGACUCGAGGACGAGAUAGUUCGUUCGUAAAGUUAAAGAGAUGACUCUUGCAAAAAAUCAUAUCAAAAACUUCCCAUGCUCAUGACUGCAUCCUGUGGUGUGUGUAAUCUAUUACAAAAGACCUAAUCUCUGGUUCAGAACAACACUUCAAGACUCCUUCGUGGCUUUAGUUUUUAUCGUUUCGAUUUAUAAACUUUUGAUAAAUGUUUCACAGUUCCUGAUAGUCGUAACUAAAAAAAAAGUUAUUUUAAAAAUCAUGGACCAAAAAGAAGUUAUGUUUACUAUCUAUUGAAUGGAGGCUUUAAAUCCGUAUUUUAAGUUGGUAACUCUGUGUAAAUAUUUAAAACUCACGCAUUGAAUUAUAUAAUUUACGCAAAUAUCUUAACGGAAUAUGAAAACAUCGCUUUACAUGUCAUUCUUGAUUCUCAAAGCACAUUUUUCAUUUAUUUUAUAAAAAUGUUUAGGAAAAGGAACUUUAAGGGCAACUAUUAAAUUCCCUAAUAUCUAAUAAUAGAAUAAAGAAAGUGUUUUUUUAAUUGCCGAAGCAGAAUAAGAUUUCAAAGUUGGAAGAAACUAUUUUUCGAAAAGCUAGUUCCAGAAGAAAGUACUGUGCGUUAAGGUUAGCAAUUUUCGGUUUGCUAACUCUUCCUUUCCCGUUUUGUUCUCUGCUACAUAAUUUAUAUUACCUAUCUAAAAUCAAACAUUUUCAAAAAGUAACAGUCUAAUUCCUUACUCACUGAAAUUUUAAUUGCACUAAUUGUGUUACAGUUCCUUCAGAAUAUUUUGUAGGAAGAUAGAGUUCUUGACCUACUCAAACGAAACUUCACCAGUAAAAUUCUGAUGUUACAUCGCAAUAAAAUAAAUUAAAAUGUUUUUUUUUUUUUAUGUUUGGUAUAUUUUUUAAGAAAAACAUCUGGUUCAGCAUGAUGUUAAGUCCUGAUAUUUUGCUAAAAGAAAACAUUGUAAAAUUAAAGAGGAACAUAACUUUCCUGAAAAGAUAAACAUUGAUAUAGAUAUUUUGAAUAAAAGAAAGUGGUUGUAAUUACAGAUUGCAAAUUUUAGAUUACAU